UCUGACUACUGACGACAACUUCUGUCCUGAACAAUGAUAAUAAUAACAAUGAUUUUUUUUUUCACCAGCUGCGAAUGAACUGCACAAUAGUAUGGAAGCUCAUGUAAACAUGUUAUGUCAAUCCAAGAUUUAAAAAAUAUUUUUAUGGGAUCACGUGCAGGUGAGGGUUAACGUGGAUUUUGUCAUUUCUAGUAACAAUACUAGUGGCGAAUUCGAAUUAUUUACAAUUAUGUCCACUAAUAUUUCUAUCUAUACUAGAAAUUAGACAGCACAUAUAGUAGCAUUGGCAAAGCCAGGGUUUAAUAUUGGAGGAGGUGGGGACCCACACUGUCCAUGAGUCGUGCUAUGAGGCAACAUUUAAACAUUAAAAGAUGGUCGUUGGGAAAACAAGAGGUGGGUAGAAGAAGUUUGUGUUUAGAGGCGUGCUUGAACCACAUAAUUAAUUAUAAGGAUACAAAUAUAUAAAUAUAAUAUAUAUAAAUAUCUCAGCAUGUACUCAUGCAGCUCUGUCAGAAACCGGUAGAAGAAGUGUGUGUGUAGAGGCGUGCUUGGACCACAUAAUUAAAUAUAAGGAUACAAAUAUAGAAAUAUAAUAUAUAUAAAUAUCUCAGCAUGUACUCACGAAGCUCUGCCAGAAACCAACUCAUCUCCACCUUGCAGUCUUUGAAAGACGUUUUAAUGUAAUACAUAUGUUAUUAUAGAGAUACACACAGACUGAGAAUGGGUGGAGCAGCAAGUACUGAUCGAUCCACGAUCAGUUUACGGUCAAGGAUGUUCUCACGCAUAACGCCAAUGCCUGAAAAUAACCGUCCAGACGAGAAACCGAAAACUCCAGACUCAGAGACAUCACGGGUAUCCUCCAGACGGACAUCGAAUGUGACAUCUUCCAGCAGAGAAACUACCGGCACAUCCACAAACAGUGUUUCAACGACAUCUGUUGACAGGAAGGCAGGUCCACAUCCUUCUAGGAGAUCGACGGCAGACAAGGAGAUUUCAGACGUGAAGUCGAGUAGUAGACAGUCGUCCUCCAUCAGUCAGCUGACACCAGCAGACGACAGCGCGCCAAAAGAUCUCAUGAUCAGCUAUAGUCAUGCAGAUCGAGAUGUGAUGCUGGAAGUUAGAGAAACUCUAGAGACCAAUGGCAUUUCAGUGUGGGUAGACGUAACUGGACUUAGAGCUGGCGUAGAUUUCCUCAGCAAGAUAGGACAAGCAAUUAUUGAUGCCAAGACGUUCAUCAGUUUGAUCAGCACGGACUCAGUGAAGUCUAAAUACUGCCAGGAUGAGCUGGCACUGGCGUACGUGUCUAACAAAGCGGUCUUCCCAGUUAACCUUCAGCCACAAGAGAAGCUCAUCCCUUUGAUGACAACCGGCGAACGCUUGCAGAUGGCUGGUUUGAACUGGAUAUCGCUGGUUGAUCCCAAAGAGAAAAAGAAGAACCUACAGGAGCUAGUUCGUCUCAUUAAAGAAGAAAUUUCCGAUAGAGACAAAACAAGAGCAGCAGAAUCAGAAGAAAAAUUCGUCGCAAGACCUCACACAGCCCGACAGAGACUGAACAGAAGACGACGCCAGGACAAACUACAGGUACAAGACAAGACUCUGGCAAUGAUGCCAAGAAGAUACUGGGCAGAUCGCUAUGGUAACCAGAUCCACGUCGACUGGGAAAAAUUUGUACAAGAUUUCCUCUCCGUGUUCAAAACUCCUUUGUCCAGUAUGUACAGCCGGGACGACCAAAACUGGCUGAUCAAUGUUCUCAGACGUGAGAUGGAAGUACAGGAAGACGGACAGCUGGAUUUUGAAAUGUUCAUAGAAUUCUGUACCAUUGAUGACGAAGAGCAGCCUGUCUGGCAGAGAGUACAGGACCAAGCCAGGGAGAGUUCGGCAAUGAUUGACGUGUUCGAUAUGUCGUCUGACGUCAGAGUAACAGCCAUAGAAAAUUUAGGAAAAUUUCGAAGUACAGCUGUUAUUGAUGCUCUACGUGAUUUACUGACAGACAAAAACGCCAACGUGCGAGCGGUUGCAGCAGUAUCUUUGGCGAGAACGAAGGCGAACGACACGCGAACGGUGCAGCACAUCAUGAAGUGUCUACAGGACAACGACAGGCUCGUCAGAGAAGCGGGCUGUUUAGCUCUAGGACAUCUCAAGGCGAAAGUGGCCGUUAAGAAAAUACUUAAUAUGUGGCGGAACGACGUCAUCUCCAACGUCAGAGAGGCGGCAUACGUGGCCUUGCAGCAGAUUGGCGGCGACCAGGUGAAGAAGGAAAUGCAUCUGACUAAAGUUCUAGCUGACGAGAUAAGAGAACUGACUCGGUGAAACUACUGAGUAUGGAUCUUUAAAAGGACUGUUGGCAAUGGAAGAGCAAUAAGAUGACAUUGGUUGUAUUAGGUCAUGCGUUUAUGGCCGCUCAGGGACAAUGUCAUCGUUUAUGUUCUUCAAUAUUUAAUAAGUCAUUGUUGCUAAUUGUGACAGUUAUAUAUAGUCUUCUCCAAUUUGAUUAAAAUGGCAGCUUUAAUCAAAAAAUGACUUUCCCGUCUUGGACGCAAGGGCUUGCUCACGAAGAACUUGGGCCCACGACAGGCGUGCGCUACAACAGCUUGCUCUGAAUGUGCACGUUAUACCCUUUGACCUAAAGGGACACUUUUUCAUUUUAUAUAUUUAUGUUCUUAUAUAUUUAAAUUACACAGAAUUGAGCAUUUAUAAUUAAGUAAACUUAAUCAAAGUACACAGAAUUGAGCGUUUGUAAUUAAGUAAACAAUCUAAUUAUACAGAAUUGAGCAUUUGUAAUUAAGUAAACUUAAUCUAAUUACA
This is a messenger RNA of Gigantopelta aegis, 2805 nucleotides long. RefSeq lists its product as uncharacterized. The record is from RefSeq and is a predicted model, not a curated record. Gene Ontology annotation, biological process: signal transduction. Lineage: Eukaryota; Metazoa; Mollusca; Gastropoda; Neomphalida; Peltospiridae. Bases 721 to 2310 code for a protein of 529 amino acids. Gene Ontology annotation, molecular function: oxidoreductase activity. The transcript is spliced from 9 exons.